AUUUAAAAUUAUCAACUGAAGAAUGCGCAGUUUGUUCGUAUAAAAGAGCGCAAGAUUUCGUGCGCAGUCAAUUCGUCGAGCAGUAGGUAAUAGAAAAGAUGAAUCGUUGGCGUGGAAAGGUGGCAAUAGUAACCGGAGCUAGUAGUGGUAUUGGCGCCGAGAUAGCCAAGAUUUUGGUGAAGAAUGGAGUUAACGUGGUCGGUAUUGCCAGGAAUAUGGAAAGAUUGGAGAAAAUUGGGGAGGAGAUCGGAAAGGAUAAGUUUUUCCCGAUUAAGUGCGACGUCUCGAAGGAAGAGGAUAUCCUGAACGUAUUCGAGUGGGUUGAAAAGAAAUUUAAGGGCAUUGAUAUUUUAGUGAACAACGCUGCUAUCUUUCACACUACUUUUUUCAUCGAUCAAAAAACCGAGGAAUAUCGUAAGAUAUUAGAUACGAAUUUAUUAGGUCCCGCGAUAUUUUCACGAGAAGCUGUAUUGUCUAUGAAAAAACGAAAUGGCCAAGGCCACGUAAUCAACAUUUCGAGCAUUGCCGGAUCUCAUUUCGACGCUAUAUUUGUGCCAAUGGGUUUAUAUGGACCGACUAAAAGCGGUAUGAUCAGUUUAAGCUCAGAACUUCGACACGAAAUCAUUCAGAAUAAAUUGAACAUCAAAGUCACGACUAUUAAUCCAGGACUUGUGAUGACAGAUAUGACAAACGACUUAAUUAAAGAAAGAAGAAAACAAAGUAUCAACACAAAUUCAUUAGAAUCUAUAGAUAUUGCUGAAGCAGUAAUUUAUGUGCUAGAAACACCGGAAAGAGUGGAAAUUCCACAAAUUACUUUACUACCGCAUAAGAGUCCAUUUAUUCUUUCAAAUAAAGAAAUAUUAUAAAUUAUAGACCAGAAUUCGAGGAUAAAAGUGGAUAAUGAUAUACGUCGAAAAGAAAAAUUAAUUUAAUACGAAAAAAUUGAUAUAUUAAUUGAUUAAAUUGAUUAAUUAAUUGUAUUGAAAAAAAUAAAUAAAGAAAAAUAUGAUUUGAUAAUGAUA
This is a messenger RNA of Apis cerana (Asiatic honeybee), 1022 nucleotides long. Its product is annotated as farnesol dehydrogenase. The record is from RefSeq and is a predicted model, not a curated record. Lineage: Eukaryota; Metazoa; Arthropoda; Insecta; Hymenoptera; Apidae.